ACUUUUUCAUUUAUUUAUUUUUUAAAAUCCGAGUGCAUUUAGCUUCUUCUUCUUCUUGCUUCUCUGGAGCUUAGGCUGCUCUCUUUCUUGUCUUACCCUUGCCCCGCUCUCCCUCGGAUUUGCUCGCCAUUGUUAAAUCCAUUCAGGUGCCUAAGUUUCUGAGAUGGGGGGCGAUAUAGACUCAGAUGCCGUUUUGGAAUAUGCUUCAUUUCAGAUUUCAUCCGGGCAGGAGAGGUUUGAAGCAUGUGGUUGUAUUGAUAACAAGGUGGAAAAGUUGGCAACUGGAGGUUUGGAUCAAUUACUUCCCUACAUUCCUGCUCUGAGAGACUUGUACACGGAAGGCUCCAACUGUAACUUUAAAAUACAGCUUCCGGACAAUCUUUCUGGGUCAAGAUGGUUCACAAAAUCUACUUUUAACAAUUUUCUGCAUAUUGUCGGUUCACGAAGUCUUGCGACCAUAACCAAACCGAUAAGAGAUGAGAUGUCUCAAUUGGAGGAAGCGAGGAAGUUUCAAGUUUCUUUGUUCCCCCAACCCGGAACAGACGCUGAAUCAGCAGAUGCUUCAAGGAAUGAACUGUUGCGAGCUAUGGAUUUGAGGCUCAUGGUGUUGAGGGGGGAGUUAGCGGCAGCUUUUGGCCAAGUUGCAGGCGACACCUAUUCUGUUGAAGAGAUGAACAACAUAGCAGAUUUCUCUCAACUUCUUGGAGCAGCAGAAUUGGAGAAUGCUCUGCAUAGGGUUCUAGAAACAAGCAAAAACAGCCAGUUUGUUGAUUCCGAGGAGAAAUCCUCAAUCAAAUGUGAUUCAAAGGAUGCGGAUUUUGCUAGGAAGGAGAGGAGUAAUUUGAUAUCAAAGGCAGUAAACACGGACAUGCCUGUACAGUACAAUGUUUCACCAGCGAAAGUUGCACAAGUUGAGCGACAGAGCUCGACAGGAAGUGAGGAUUCUUCAGAUUCUAAUGAUGAAGAUCAAACAUCUGCAGAAAGAAGUCGCAGUAUGUUACGAUCGGCAUCACGUAGAAGGUCAGCAUCGCCAAUGCGCAGGGUUCAAAUAGGGAGAGGUGGGUCCCGUAGGGCCGCUGCCCUAACAAUCAAGAGCCUCAAUUAUUUUCCAGCUAGAGAAAGGACCGUUGCUAAUGACAUUGAUGAAGAGGGAUCUGAGCAACCUAAUAAAAAACCAGAAAAUGAUCUACGAAUGAGUGUUCAGGAUCGAAUCAAUCUUUUCGAAAGUAAGCAAAGGGAUCACGCUGUCGAGAUUGAGAAAAAGAGGUCAUUAGUUAACUUAUCUAUAGGUGCAAAUAAAUCUGUCUUGAGGCGAUGGAGUGCUGGUAUGGGGGGCUCUUCCUCGUUCCAACAUGAGUCAGAGAUUAAUCCAGAUAUUACUCCAGUAUGUUCAGGCGAUACCGUGGAAGAGGUUCCGAAGGAUUCAGCAGAAGUGACUGCAGAAGUGAAUGUUAUGUCUGAAAGUCAACGUACUGUUCAGACUGAUGAAGAUGUAAGAUUGGAAGAAUGGGAAAGGGGGGGCUCUCCUCUGGUAGGUAAUGUCUCAGACAGUAGAGCAGUAGUCCAAGGAGAAGAAACUAAUGAUAGGCCAAUAUCCUCAGCUGAAUGGAAUCGGCAGAAAGAAGAGGAGUUGAGCCAGAUGAUGCUAAAAAUGAUGGAAACUAAGAAUACUUCUAAUAAAGCUGAACUCAGUGGAAGUCAAGAAGUUCCUGUUGAGCAGAGAGGUGGGUUUUAUGAUCGAUAUAGACAGAAGAGGGAUGAGAGGCUUCGAGGAGAGAAUGCUGGAAAACGAGCAGAAAAACAAGCACGAUUUAGAGCCAUGCAACGAACUCUAAAUGAGAGGAAAGCUGAAAUGGUCUCCACUAAUAUAAAUGAUACCGGCAAAAAGACUUCCUCGAAGAAGCCCCAGAAGCCACUCAAUACCGCAUCUCAACCUGCAAAAGUUAAGAGAGAAACCCCAAAUCCUUCCAUAAAGAAGGCUUCUCCAAAAACAUCCCUUGUACCUGCGACACGUAAAUCGUGGCCAUCAACUCCAACAACAAGAACCACGGGAACAUCACCAGCUAAGACUUCUGGUGCCUUAUCUUCUACAGGUUCUACACCAACUCGUCGCAAACCUCAGCCAGCGGGUCCUACGCCAUCGCUCUCUCGCCCAAAACCCAAGUCAGAAAAACCCCUUACGCAACAAAAGAAUGUCAGAGAAGCCCAAUCAAAUAAGCAGAGGAUCAUGAAGAGUGUGGAUGAUAAGAAGCCGCAACCAGUGACUAAAACGACCAGAACUGGGAAAAGUAAAGCCGUGACCGCUUCUUUAGAUGGCUCUGGUGUAGUUUCUUCUAAGCCUAGUUUCUAUAACAAGGUAACCAAGAAAAGCAGUGUGGUGCCCUUGGAAUCAAAACCCCUCCGUAAGAGCUCUGGAACUGGUCCUCUUGUUUCUCCUUCUGCAAAGAAAAAACCCACUGAGCUGGUGGAACCCGUGACUAGUUGUGGAAAUUCGAGCGAAGAACAAAAGAAUGAGCAAAUUGGUGUUGUUUCUGACCUGAUGAGUCAGCAUGAAGUGGUAGAUGGUGCAUCAGUGGCUGUAACUGAUGCUACUGCGGAGCCAGAAACACAGGAAAGUAGCACUCAGGAGUGUGAUGAAGCUGAUAACAUGGAUCAAGUGGUUCAUGAGGGUGAUUAUGGUUCAAAAAAUAUUACAGAACCUUUAGAUGUCUGUACUGGAGAAGAAUCGACCAUCUCUCCCAUGGCGUGGGUAGAAAUUGAAGAGCAUCAGGAUCCACCAAAUCUAUGUGAUGACCCUGUCUCUGAAGUACUAUCUCAUGCCAAUGUUAUACCAAUUGGAUCGUCAAGUCCACGGGUACGCCAUUCUUUAUCACAGAUGCUGCAAGAAGAAAGUAGUGAACCUGACAUUUGUGAGUGGGGUAAUGCCGAAAAUCCUCCUUCCAUGAUAUACCAGAAAGAUGCUCCUAAAGGAUUGAAGAGACUAUUGAAAUUUGCUCGAAAGAGCAAGGGUGAUGGAAACACGUCUGGUUGGUCUAGCCCAUCCGUGUUUUCUGAGGGAGAGGAUGAUGUGGAUGACCCUAAAGUUUCUAGCAAGAGGAGCACUGAAAAUCUAUUGAAGGCACUUCAUGCAAAGAAUCUUGUCGCUAAUGAUCAAAUCUCUGCUCAUUUGGGUGGUCAUAAGUUUCAUGACAGUCAUGUUACAGCUGGAGCUUCUACGACAAAAGCGUCGAGGUCAUUCUUCUCUCUUUCAGCAUUUAGGGGAAGCAAACCGAGCGAGACCAAGUUCCGGUAACCUCUGAGGAUAGCUAAACCUCAGGCUCCUUAAACAGUCGCAUCCUCUUUCAACCCCUAGGCACACAGGAUAGGUCUAGAGUUGUAUAAUCCACGUGAUCUCUCGGUAUUCACUUGCUUCCGACUCUUGUUUGCAAUAGGUUUGAGCCCCCCUCCUCUCAUGCAUAUGGGCGGGUGUGUUUUGUCGGUGAAGGAUUGUGUAAAUUCAACCAAAAAAGAAAAAAAGAAAGACUGGUUACAAUUAUCAACAACUAAGCCUCAGAAUGUCAUGUCAGACAUCCAUUCAUUCUAGAAACUCUGUUGAAUCAUCAUGAUAGUGUAUCUUAUUCAAAUUCUGAGUUUCUCUUCCAA
Molecule: messenger RNA, 3642 nt
Organism: Syzygium oleosum
Lineage: Eukaryota; Viridiplantae; Streptophyta; Magnoliopsida; Myrtales; Myrtaceae
Exons: 9
Coding region: 164-3292 (1042 amino acids)
Source: RefSeq, a predicted model, not a curated record